Messenger RNA from Oncorhynchus nerka (sockeye salmon), 1639 nucleotides. Its product is annotated as regulator of G-protein signaling 12-like. The transcript has 10 exons. Gene Ontology annotation, biological process: signal transduction; regulation of G protein-coupled receptor signaling pathway. Lineage: Eukaryota; Metazoa; Chordata; Actinopteri; Salmoniformes; Salmonidae. The record is from RefSeq and is a predicted model, not a curated record. Gene Ontology annotation, cellular component: plasma membrane; nucleus; cytoplasm. The coding region runs from base 98 to 1333 and encodes 411 amino acids. Gene Ontology annotation, molecular function: GTPase activator activity.
CUAUAACAGUUAUUUAUCCAGUAAGGCCACAACGCCGGUCAACAUUGACAGUCAGGCCCAGCUGGCAGACGAUAUUCUCAACGCUCCCAGACCAGACAUGUUUAAGGAACAACAACUACAGAUCUUCAACCUGAUGAAGUUUGACAGCUAUACUCGCUUCCUGAAGUCCCUCCUGUAUCAGGAAUGUAUGUUAGCGGAGGUGGAGGGGAGGCCUCUACCAGACCCCUACCACAUACCCAGCUCUCCUACCUCCAAACACAGUACCGGGUCAGAUAGAUCCACACCCAAGAAGGAGGACAAGAAGACUAAGUCGGGCCGGUCUCUGAACGAAGAGAGAGAGAGGGAUGAGUGCGGAGGAGAUAAGAAGAAAGGCAUGUUCUUUUCGUGGUCACGGAACCGGAGCUUCGGGAAAGGCCCCAAGAAACGGGAUCUGGCAGACAUCAACUACAACUUCUCGGGCAGUAACGGGCGUCGGGAAUCACAAGGCUCUCUGUCAUCCGGAGCCAGUCUGGAACUGGGAACGUCCGGAUCUGGAAAGAACGAGGGUGGUUCUAUGGAGAGAGACAGAGAGCGAGGCGGUGACUCUGUAACCCUGAGACAGUGUAACAUCAACCUCCCAGAUGGGACAUGUUGCUCUGUGCCGGUCAGAGCUGGGUUCUCCAUCAGAGAGCUGCUGGUGGGUCUCUGUGAGAAACUCUGUAUCAACGUGGCAGCUGUCGACCUCUUCCUAGUCGGAGGGGAGAAGCCUCUGGUUCUGGACCAGGACUGUAUGACUCUGUGCUCUCGGGACCUCAGACUGGAGAAACGGACUCUGUUCAGACUGGACUUGGUUCCUAUAAACAGGUCAGUGGGUCUGAAGGCUAAGCCCACUAAGCCGGUGACGGAGGUUCUGAGACCUGUAGUGGCCAAGUACGGCCUCCAGCUGAACGACCUGGUGGCCCGCAUCAGUGGGGAGAAGGAGCCUCUUGACCUGGGUCUCCCCAUCUCUAACCUGGAUGGACUGAGAGUGGUGCUGGAUGUAGCUGACCACACACCUGGGAAGGACAAACCGAUAGGGGCUCCGUCUAAAACCCAUGCCCCGCCCCCUACGACUAGGAACCAAUCAGCUACGGGGGAUGAGAGGGCGUCAGGGAAGCCCAGCGCGGUGCUCGGCAACGGAAACAAGCCCUCCUCCUCUGCCCGUGACGACCGCCUCUUACCCAGCAGCCACCGCAAGACGGCGGCGCCAAAUAAAGCCCCGCCCACUGAAAAGAGAAAGCAGAAAAAGAUUACUGUAGACGAAGCUGAAGGUAAAACAACGUCCUCCCUCUCCUCCUCUCCUUCAAACCCCUAGCUGUGCUGUCCACUAACUAACACUGUAUUGCUGUAGCAGCAUUGAUGCUGUUGAUGCUCGCUAGCUAGCUGUGUGUAGCUCGUCCAUGUCUCCUCUCCUUCCUAACUCUAGCCUGUAGCUUUGAGAUGUCUAACUGAUUGAUACACUGUCUCCUCUUGCAUGCUGUUGAAAUUAUGAGCUGUGAUAUAUUGUGAUAUAUUGUAAUAUGAGGUAGCGAUAUGAGGUAGAUAUGAAGUAGCGAUAUGAGGUAGCGAUAUGAGGUAGAUAUGAAGUAGUGAUAUGAGGUAGCGAUAUGAAGUAGCGGUA